Messenger RNA from Odocoileus virginianus texanus, 7619 nucleotides. It is a transcript of the gene SLC26A5, whose product is annotated as solute carrier family 26 member 5. Lineage: Eukaryota; Metazoa; Chordata; Mammalia; Artiodactyla; Cervidae. Gene Ontology annotation, cellular component: plasma membrane. The record is from RefSeq and is a predicted model, not a curated record. Gene Ontology annotation, biological process: transmembrane transport. Gene Ontology annotation, molecular function: chloride transmembrane transporter activity; bicarbonate transmembrane transporter activity; oxalate transmembrane transporter activity.
AGUACUAUGGAUCAUGCUGAAGAAAAUGAAAUCCUUGGAGCAACCCAGCGGUACUAUGUGGAAAGACCUAUCUUUAGCCAUCCGGUCCUCCAAGAAAGAUUGCACAAGAAGGACAAGGUUUCGGAUUCCAUAGGGGAUAAGCUGAAACAGGCAUUCACAUGUACUCCUAAGAAAAUACGAAAUAUCAUUUACAUGUUCCUCCCCAUAACCAAGUGGUUGCCUGCAUACAAAUUCAAGGAGUAUGUGUUAGGUGACUUGGUCUCAGGCGUAAGCACAGGGGUACUGCAGCUUCCUCAAGGUUUAGCCUUUGCGAUGUUGGCAGCUGUGCCUCCAGUGUUUGGCCUGUACUCCUCAUUUUACCCCGUUAUCAUGUAUUGUUUUCUUGGAACCUCCAGACACAUAUCCAUAGGUCCAUUUGCAGUUAUUAGCCUGAUGAUAGGUGGUGUGGCUGUUCGAUUAGUACCGGAUGAUAUAGUCAUUCCAGGAGGGGUAAAUGCGACCAACGGGACAGAGGCGAGAGAUGCCUUGAGAGUGAAAGUCGCCAUGUCUGUGACCUUACUUUCAGGAAUCAUUCAGUUUUGCCUAGGUGUCUGUAGAUUUGGAUUUGUGGCCAUAUACCUCACGGAGCCCCUGGUCCGUGGGUUUACCACCGCUGCAGCCGUGCAUGUCUUCACCUCCAUGUUAAAAUACCUGUUUGGAGUUAAAACAAAGCGACACAGUGGGAUCUUUUCAGUGGUGUAUAGUACAGUUGCUGUGUUGCAGAAUGUUAAAAACCUCAACGUGUGUUCCCUAGGCGUUGGGCUGAUGGUUUUUGGUUUGCUGUUGGGUGGCAAGGAGUUUAAUGAGAGAUUUAAAGAGAAAUUGCCAGCACCCAUUCCUUUAGAGUUCUUUGCGGUGGUUAUGGGAACUGGCAUUUCGGCUGGGUUUAACCUGCAUGAAUCAUACAAUGUGGAUGUCGUUGGCACACUUCCUCUGGGGCUGCUGCCUCCAGCCAAUCCGGACACCAGCCUCUUCCACCUUGUGUACGUGGAUGCCAUUGCCAUAGCCAUCGUUGGGUUCUCAGUCACCAUCUCAAUGGCCAAGACCUUGGCAAAUAAGCAUGGCUACCAGGUUGAUGGCAAUCAGGAGCUCAUUGCCCUGGGACUGUGCAAUUCCAUUGGCUCACUCUUCCAGACUUUUUCAAUUUCAUGCUCCUUGUCUCGAAGCCUUGUCCAGGAGGGAACUGGAGGGAAGACACAGCUUGCAGGUUGUUUGGCCUCAUUAAUGAUUCUGCUGGUCAUAUUAGCCACUGGAUUUCUCUUUGAAUCACUACCUCAGGCUGUGCUGUCGGCCAUUGUGAUCGUCAACCUGAAAGGAAUGUUUAUGCAAUUCUCAGAUCUCCCCUUUUUCUGGAGAACCAGCAAAAUAGAGCUGACCAUCUGGCUUACCACUUUUGUUUCCUCCUUGUUCCUGGGACUGGACUAUGGUUUGAUUACUGCCGUGAUCAUCGCACUGCUGACUGUGAUUUAUAGAACACAGAGUCCAAGCUACAAAGUCCUUGGGCAGCUUCCUGACACUGAUGUGUACAUUGAUAUAGAUGCAUAUGAGGAGGUGAAAGAAAUUCCUGGAAUAAAAAUAUUCCAAAUAAAUGCCCCAAUUUACUAUGCAAAUAGUGACUUAUAUAGCAAUGCAUUAAAAAGAAAGACUGGAGUGAACCCAGCCUUCAUAAUGGGAGCAAGAAGAAAGGCGAUGAGGAAGUAUGCUAAGGAAGUUGGAAAUGCCAACAUGGCCAAUGCGACCGUAGUCAAAGUGGAUGCUGAAGUAGAUGGAGAAGAUGGCACCAAGCCUGAGGAAGACGAGAAUGAAAUAAAAUACCCCCCAAUAGUCAUCAAGAGCACACUUCCUGAGGAACUGCAAAGAUUUAUGCCCCCAGGGGAUAACAUCCACACCAUCAUUCUGGAUUUUACGCAAGUCAAUUUUAUUGAUUCUGUUGGUGUAAAAACUGUGGCAGGGAUUGUGAAAGAAUAUGGAGAUGUCGGUAUUUAUGUGUAUUUAGCAGGAUGCAGUGCCCAAGUUGUGAAUGACCUCACUCGAAAUCGAUUCUUUGAAAAUCCUGCCUUACUGGAGCUGCUGUUUCACAGCAUUCACGACGCAGUCUUAGGCAGCCAAGCCCGAGAGGCGCUUGCCGAACAGGAAGGCUCGGCGGUUCCUCCCCAGGAGGACUCCGAGCCCAACGCCACUCCCGAGGCCUAGGCGAGGAGUUCAGCCUGCCGUGGGGUAUGAGCCUCCCGUGAUUAUUAACCUACAUGCUUUAAGUACUAGACACUAAGUUGUUGGUUUUUUUCCCUGAGGCUAAAUAUUAGUAGUCAAGGCUUGAUUUGGAGGGUGAAUGAUGCACAGUAAGAUGUAUCUUACUUGUAUUUUUUUAAUUGACUAUUUCAAAAAUGUUAGCCUCUUGCCUGCCUUUAUUGUUCAGUGACAUUUCUGUUACUUUUAGUAUUAUCUUUGUGAGCCAAGCACUUAAAAUUUAUUUAAGUACUUUAUCCACAAAUCAGAUAUGCUGUCACCAGAUGGGUAGUAGUACUUAGUUUUUCUUCUUGUUGAUCUACAGGCUUUCUGUAAUCAGUUACCUCACAGAAGGGGCGAGCUCACAAUUUUUUAGAAGUUCUUUUAAAAUAACUAUUUAUUGUUAUAGAAGCAGUAUAAGUACAUUGGGGAAAAUUAGAAAAGAUAGACAAACAAAAAUAAGGAAAAUCUUACAUUACCACCAAAGAUUAUUGCUAACACUUUAAUGCAUAUUCUUCCAGAUCUUUUUCUAUUCAUAUAAUUUACAUCUUUUAACCAAAAUAAGAUUAUACUCUAUGUAGUGUUCUGUAACCUAUUGUUUUUCAGUCCACAAUCUCUGCUUUCUCAUUCUGAAACACGUUCAUUUACCUCAGAUCAUAUUCAAAGUUCCCCAAGUGCCCCCACAUUUGUAGUUGGUUUAUCCAAGCUAGUAUACAGUCUAUGACCUUACAUUACAGAUGGUCACGUCCCUCUAAUCUCAGAAGUCUAUCUUAACCUAGCACUGUCCCUUUAUUUAUGACAUGGACUUGUUAAAGGGAGUUGGAGCAGUUGUGUUAUAGAAUCCCAUCUUGUGAAUGUGUCCACUUGUUUUUUCAAGGUGUUAUUUAGCUUGUCCCUCCAUUUCCUAAACUACCUAUAAUCCAGAAGUUGUAUUUAACUAAAGGCUUCACAAAUUUGAAUAAAACUUUUUUUUUUGCUAGAAUAUAUCACAGAUGAGACACAUGCUUUAAAUCACAUCACAACAGAAAACAAAUAAUAUCUUGUUGAUAUACCAUUAAUGAUGCUAAAAUAAAUCACAGGAUUAAUGUGACAACCAUCCGAGAAUUACAUUUUCUCCUUUGUGACUAGUGAAUUAUCUGUAUGGUUCCUUUAGCAUUGAACGAAUGCUCAGUUCUCCAUUAGCCAUUCACCCAGGAUUUUUAACGUUUGGUAAUAGUUCUUGCCUUAAUCAGCAGUUUUAUUAAGGGUUUGUGAAUUCUUCUCUAAUUCUCUCCUGUAGUUUUCUCUCAACUUGAUUUGAUCAUCCUUAAAUAUAGUACUUGAAAGCCAGGUAAAAUGUUUUAUUUUUUAUGCUUAAUUAUCAGCUUCAAGGUAAGGAGUUGGUUUAAUAGAUGAUGACAGAUUAAGUUCUUUUAGGUUUCUUUUUUUUUUUGGUAUAGAUUCAUGAAUUUUUGUAGUUUUAAUGUGUUUCAGUCUAUUAUAGUUAUUCUUUUAGGUGUUCAAAUCAUCACACCUGUGGCCAGUAGGACCCCUCCCUCCCAGAAGUUUUUUUGUUGCUGCUAAUAGUGAAGUAGCCUUAUCUAACCAAAUCAUGGUUAGAUUUGUAUAGUUAUCUAUAACCGUACAGAUAACUGAGUAUCAUCCUUCUAAGUCCACAGAAUUAUCCGUUAAUUCUUCAUCAAACUCAGUUUUAAGCUGAUGAGUAAGUAAAAAGCUAUUUCAAGCAUUUUUCUUUAUAGCUAUUCAAAAGGAGACCUUUAAGCCAAUAUAUGUCAUCAGAAGUUCUUGCUCCUGUAAUUCUAACCAUGAGGUCACUCCAAAUCACAGCACAAGUAUUAGCCAAUCUGCUUAAAGCCUCAUCUGCUAAGAUUUCCUGCUAAUGUCUUGUCUUUUUUAUGAGUUUCCUAACUGACUCCUUAUUUUAGUUUUCAGGAAGAAAACACUUUGAGGAGAAAAGUACAUCAGGAAAGGACUAGAUUAACACGAGUCUACUCCAAACCAAACCCUAUGGUUUGUUACUUUAACUAUCAGGUUUCUCAAUGACUUUACUAAUUUAAUUCAAAGUAGUCCCCCUCCUUUAUAACCGAUACCAUAUCUAGAUCUAGAGUGAAAUUAAAUUUGCUUCCAGUUGUUUCCUUUGCACUCAUCACACACAAGAUCAGAUACAUCUGCCUUCUGAAAGAGCAUGCAGUUGUAGGACCUCAGCUUACACUGGAAACUUUUGUAUAAGGACUUGAUCAUUUCAGCCAUUAAAGUAGAGCUCAAGGAUUUUAAAUAAUGUUAUACAAUAUUCUAUUGCAUAAUCUUAGCAUUAAUUUUCAAUAAAUGCUUUACACACAGCAUAUACUCAAGUCUUGGUUGGUCAUAGACUGAAAGUAGUAUACAGGAAAAGUACCAUCCGUAGCUUACAAAUUUGUAUUUUUCUGCCCUAUAAUUUUUAACCUAUUCUGAAGAGAAUUCUACCAUGUACAUAAAAACACUGAAGUCGUACUGAGGAAAAGUGUGUUUUCUGCAUGCCUCUGAUAACGUAAGAAUGCAUUUCAAAAUGUGUUCUAUUUAUAUGUAGAUAUUUUGGAAUCUUUUGAGUUAUUUCAUAUAGUGGGACGUUUCCUGAACUUUUUAUACUUACAAUCAAGUUUUAUCUCUACCUCAUUCUCUCUGGACCUUAAAAGCGGUGUAUCCUUCUGUGUUUGUGUGUGUCUUUCCAUGUUUUUCAGCCCAGGUUCAAAUUCAGAUUCUUAUUGCCCUAUCAAAGAGCAUAAUCCAUACUGACAGAUAUAGGGACUAGACUACUUUAUUUUAUAGCAGUAUGAAAAUGCCUUGUUUUCAGGAACGUCCCAUACAGUGAAGUUGUCUUUCUCAAAUCCUCUGCAAUGUGACCAUGGUUUAUCUCUGUCUCACAGUUGGAUGAAAUACGUUUGCAAACAAUUGUGAACCAGGGCCCAGGAAACUCCUCAUUCGUGUCACAGACACUGACUGUACAAUCAUAUAGCAGCUGAGAGUGGGAUCUCAAUGCCAGUCUUAUCUGCAGUGGGACUCAGAAACAGUAAAGGGACUGGAUCCUCUGCAAGCCCUACGAGGUCAUUUUGUAGUUUUCAGGUAAUAUCUAAAAGAUCCACUCCCUGUAUUUGAUCCUGCAUCCUUACCUAACAGAUAAAGGAGAUGCCUGCCUACAAAGGUCCAUGUUGAGAAAAUGAGACUGCCCUCUUCUUGUGUGUCUGGAGAGGGUAGCAAACCUAGAGUCUGCCCCCCAGGGGGCAGGUGUGUGUUGACGUUGGGAGGUACCCUUGAGUGGGAAUGAGGAAGGAAGGUUAUGAUGGUGAAGAAGUCCACCCUUUUAAUCAGUUUAAAUCCUAACAUCAAACACAACUUCCUUGGUGUUAGACUGUAUGCUUUAGUGAGUGCAAAAACGCUGUUGGUCCUUUUUUAGUGUACCUUUUAGGAAUGCUUUUAGGAUUCAAUGUGUAGGUUGUUGAUAAUAUGGUUUGAGUGCUGAUAAAAGUUGGUUUGAGGCCUAACAAAAUAUCUAAUUCUCCAAACAUAUAGCUGACCAAAAUGCAUACAAUGGUUUUUAUUUCCUUCAAAUCCCAUAGCAAAACGUUCAAAAGCCAGGGCUCCACCAGGUAACCUGUCUGCUCUGACUUGGGUUUAAUAUAGUUUGAGCAUCUCAAAAUUCCACUUUGCCUUACCAGGUUUUUCAUUAUACUGGUGCAUAGUGUUUCAGCUUUAUGUUAACCAAUGAACCUUUGUGGAAAUUAAAUUUUAUAAAUCUAAUCACGUUUUUAAAAUAUUAUUUAAAAGGUCACUACAGUAUUUUUCUGAAGUCAGAAAUCCUUUGAAAGGAUAGAAAUCCUUUCUAUCAGCAUGCUGAUGCAUGUGUAAACAUGUGUCUGUACACACACAUACAUAUUUUACAUGGAGGGAGUUACCAGUGAAUGUGUAUUUUCUUCUUUUUAAAUGGAAUACAGACAUGCUACUCUAGUUAGUGUUGACUUGAUGUGUGGCCAGUAGAUUUUCAUCAUCUAACGGAGAUGUCAAGAUUACUCAGAACCUAUAACAGGUUCGGCCUGAGUACCACAUAUCCAACUUGAGCUGUUUCAAACUAGUGCAUCUGAUGUAUGUGGUGAUAUGAACAAGUGCUAAGACUUUAAAGAGUGUGUUCUAAAUGCAUACAUUGAUCAAAACAGUAGAAAAACAUCAAUCUUUAGUAUUCACUUACAAGCAUCACUUGGAAAUGGUUCACUUUACUUCAUACUUCUUGAAAGACUACAGCAGGUUUAAGAAAAAAAGCUUUUCUGCUCAAGUUCACAAUAAUGAAAAGAGAAAGGAUGUUGGUUGGAUUUUAUGAAUGAAUGGCUUUAAUUUUUCUGCUUAAAAAUUUUCUUAUUUAAAGAUUUCAAUACAACGCUUAGAGCAUUUUCUAUGUUGUCAACUUUUUUUGUGAAUUACAAUGUAUCCAUCUCUAUUUUGCAUUACCUGUGAAUACUGAACUACAAUAAAAAUAUUCUUUAUUGUGUUUGGGUCUCAGUGUUUGGGAGGGGCACAGAAAGGGGUUAUUGUGGUGAAAGAGGGAGGGAAUUUGGUGGUGGUGGUACAUGAAAUAAUUUUAAAGAGCUUUGUCUAGGAUUCUAAUACAACUUUUAUUUUAGAAAUACUUCAGUAUAGACCAGAAUUCUUAUGGGAGCUUUACCAAAAUUUUAAACCAUUAAUUUAUAAAAUGAAAAUAAGUACUUUUCUGUAUAAAGCCAAUUCUGGAUUUUCUAAAUGAGAUUAAUAAUACAUAUGUAUUAUAAUAAUCUCAUUUAGAAAAUAUGUAUUGUAUAUUAUUUUUCCUACUUUACUACUUUGCUAGUCAUUAAUAUCAACAGUCCUUAAUUAAUCUGAAAUUGACUUAAAUGGCAAAGCAGAACACAUUACAUCAGAUGCUUCUUACACUUUUAAACAAAGUUCAGCCAAAGCUUUAUUAUUCAACAUUGUAGGAAAAAAAAAACUAUUGAAACACAUGUGAUCAUGUGCCUUGAUGGGCCACUGUGAUAAGAGAAGAAGAGUAUUAUGGACAGAAGCAUCGGCGCUGGAGCAAUUAAACUUGGACUCAAAUCUCAGCUCUGUGACAAGGAAACAAGGUAGGAAAAUUCUGCAUCUGUUAAAUCUACCUCACUGGGCAGAUACAGUGGCAGACACAAUGAGAUAAUAUAGGUACAGCACCCUGCCAGCAUAUGUCUAGAACAUACGUGGUCAAAAUAAGCACUUUACAGUUUGGAACCUUUAAAUGGUUGGUGAGUCAAAAAACCGCUUUUCUGUCUAAUGGCAUUAAAUAUCACCCUUUAUUGUACAGCAGAGAAAAAAAAAAAAGA